AUGGAUUUCAUAUAUAUAAGAGAGUUGGAGAAGGGUGCUGGUGCUCGAGCUGAAGAUUUUGAUUCGCUGUUUGAAGGAUGUCGAUGUGUUGGAUUAUGUACUGCAGCAAACCGCUGCUCAUGCUUGUUUAGACAACAAGAUAUUUAUCAAGAUAGUAAAUAUAUAAAAGCUGAAUCGGUUUCACUACCAGUUAUCGAAUGCUCAUCUCAGUGCUUAUGUUCUUUGAAUAGUGAAUCGUGUGGAAACCGAUGUGUUCAGUUUGGAGUUACAUUACCGCUGGAGGUUUCGUUUUUUAUUUGCUCUUUUAAAAUUUAUUCUCAGGUUUUUAAAACAACAAACAAAGGUUUUGGUGUAAGGUGUUCUGAGCCUAUCCGAAAAGGAAGAUUCGUUACUGAAUAUGUCGGUGAGGUAAUCGGACCAUUGGAAGUAAAGCGACGAUCACCUCAUACAGUUUAUACUCUAAUUAUCAAAGAACAAUUUCAUGGUGGGUGCAAGAAUCAAACUACAUAUAUAGAUGCAAAUAAACGAGGAAAUAUUGCACGUUUCAUUAAUCACAGUUGUGAUCCGAAUCUGGAGAUGGUUAUAGUACGAAUUGGCAGUCCAUGUGUGCAUGUUGGUCUUUUUGCUUCCCAGUUUAUUUCACCUUUUGAAGAACUUUCAUACGACUAUGGUGUUAAUAUUCUAAGGGAUGGCAGCCAUUCACAAAAAUUAUGCCUUUGUGCUAGUUCAAACUGUCACUUAUAUUUACCUGCUUCAUAA
Molecule: messenger RNA, 759 nt
Organism: Dracunculus medinensis (Guinea worm)
Lineage: Eukaryota; Metazoa; Nematoda; Chromadorea; Rhabditida; Dracunculidae
Source: the annotation of a GenBank genome assembly